Molecule: messenger RNA, 708 nt
Organism: Leishmania braziliensis MHOM/BR/75/M2904
Lineage: Eukaryota; Euglenozoa; Kinetoplastea; Trypanosomatida; Trypanosomatidae
Product: putative RNA binding protein
Exons: 1
Coding region: 1-708 (235 amino acids)
Cellular component (GO): nucleus; cytoplasm; ribonucleoprotein complex
Molecular function (GO): mRNA binding
Source: RefSeq, a predicted model, not a curated record
AUGCCCGCCAAGGCCGCCUCUAAGCCCGUCAAGCCCGCCCCCAAGGCUGCACCCAAGCCUGCCGCCAAGGCCCCCGCGCCGAAGGCGGCUGCCACGAAGCCGUCCACCAAGACCGCGCCGAAGGCCGCCGCCCCCGCUGCCCGUCCCGCCUCCGGCUCCUCCAACGGGGUGUACGUGAAGAACUGGGGUACUGGUUCCGUCGCCGAUGCCACGAAUGUCUUUUCCGCCGCCGGCAAAGUGAUCAAGGUCCAGCUGCGCCGCUGCCGCUACGCCCUCGUUUUCUUCGACAACUCCGCCGCUGUGAAGAAGGCGAUUGACCUCUUCAACGAGAAAGAGGUGCUGGGCCAGACGGUGCUGGUGGUGCCCGCUAAGACCAGCCCGAAGCCGGACGCGCACGAGAACUCCGCGUGUGUGUUCGUCAGCCCCAUUUUCCGCGCUUCGACAACGAAGCAGCAGAUCAUGGAGCUGUUCGCUGGUGUGAAGGUGCAGCGCUUGCGCACGUACCGCCAGAACUACGUGUACGCCUAUCUCAGCUCCUCCGCGGCGGCAAAGAAGUUCGUGGAGGAGAAGAACGGCGUUGAGUUCCGUGGCCACACGCUGCGUGUAGCGCUGUCCGCUCGCUCUUUGGAGAAGCUCCGUGCUCGCCAGGAGGCUUCCAAGGUCCUCAUUGCCGCUCACCGCCACCACAAGGAGCAUGAGCGCCACUAA